This is a messenger RNA of Didymosphaeria variabile, 2475 nucleotides long. RefSeq lists its product as uncharacterized. Lineage: Eukaryota; Fungi; Ascomycota; Dothideomycetes; Pleosporales; Didymosphaeriaceae. The transcript has a single exon. Gene Ontology annotation, molecular function: mRNA binding. The record is from RefSeq and is a predicted model, not a curated record. Gene Ontology annotation, cellular component: cytoplasmic stress granule. Gene Ontology annotation, biological process: mRNA splicing, via spliceosome. The coding region runs from base 1 to 2475 and encodes 824 amino acids.
AUGCAGCACCUCGACGGCGCCCCGUCCGCCCCCAGCGGACCUCGCCUUCAGCAGAGCUUCCAGAAGCAGAUGAAUGGAAAUACUGGCUUCUCGCACGGCGCGUUCCACACGAACCAACCCGGCGGCUAUGCCGAUAGGCACCCCGAGAGAUCCAACAUUCCUAGCAUCAACACUGGCAGACUCGCUCCCGGCAACCACAACACCGAAUUGCAGACACCUGGCACUGGCUUCGACAUGAACUUCACCCCGCUUUUGCCCUCUCAGCUGCUUCUCGGAAGCCCUUUCCAGCCCGGCUCCCCGAAUGCCUUCACCUCGCCUCAGUUUCAGAGCUUUGCCAACUUUGCCGGACAGAAUCAGGUGCAGCAGCAGCAACAGAGCCAGCAGAAUGCCAUGGGCAGCCCGCAGAUGCAGCAGGGCCCCCUUUCGCCCGGCCUGUACCAAGGCCUCGUCUCUCCGACGAGCGGCUUCUUCGCCGGACCCCAGUCGCCCACUGGAGGAUUCCCUGGUUAUGGACAGCAGGGCCUCGGCGGUCUUGGAUCAUCCCUUCCCAUCGCUCCCGGAUUAGUCUCCGGAACGAGCAGGACGGUCUACUUGGGCAACAUCCCACCGGAGACGUCUGCUGAGGAGAUUCUUGGCCACGUGAGAAGUGGCCAGAUCGAGUCAGUUAGGCUCCUCCCGGACAAGAACUGUGCUUUUAUCUCCUUCCUUGACAGCAGCUCGGCCACCCACUUCCACUCUGACGCAAUCUUGAAAAAGUUGUCGAUCCGUGGCCAGGACAUUAAGAUUGGGUGGGGCAAGCCGUCGCAGGUACCGACAUCAGUUGCGCUUGCUGUGCAGCAGUCAGGCGCCUCUCGCAACGUGUACUUGGGCAACUUAUCCGAAGAUGUGACUGAGGAGGAGCUGCGCGAAGAUCUCAGCAAGUUCGGACCUAUUGACACUGUAAAAAUUGUGCGUGAGAAGGCAAUUGGUUUUGUUCACUUCUUGUCUAUCGGCAAUGCGAUCAAGGCGGUCGCUCAGCUUCCACAAGAGCCCAAGUGGCAGGCUCCCAGGCGCGUCUACUACGGAAAGGAUCGAUGCGCAUAUGUCUCGAAGACGCAGCAGCAGAAUGCGGCACAGUACCUUGGCAUUGCCCCUGGAUACGCUCACGUCCUGAACGGCGCCGAUCGUGACAUGAUCUCGAACGCUCUUGCUCAACAGUCGGUUGCCGCUGCAGCGGUUGCGACUUCCGCUGGAGGCGUGAACAACCUUGGCAACCGAACGGUUUACCUGGGCAACAUCCACCCUGAGACGACCAUUGAGGAGAUCUGCAAUGUUGUCCGCGGUGGCUUGCUUCAUCACAUCCGAUAUAUCCCCGAUAAGCACAUCUGCUUCGUGACAUUCAUCGACCCUACCUCUGCUGCAUCAUUCUACGCGCUGAGCAAUCUUCAGGGUUUGAUGAUCCACAAUCGCCGUCUCAAGAUCGGAUGGGGUAAGCACUCUGGUGCCCUUCCUCCUGCCAUCGCUCUCGCUGUGAGUGGCGGUGCAUCGCGCAACGUUUACAUCGGAAACCUGGAUGAAUCGUGGACCGAAGAGCGGUUGAGGCAGGACUUCUCCGAAUAUGGCGAGAUUGAGUUGGUUAACACCCUGCGCGAGAAGAGCUGUGCGUUCGUCAACUUCACCAACAUUGCCAAUGCCAUCAAAGCCAUCGAGGCUGUACGAGGUCGCGAGGAGUACAAGCGGUUCAAGGUCAACUUCGGUAAGGAUCGUUGCGGUAACCCGCCGCGUCAGAUGAACAACAACCAGGGUCAACCCCAGCACCCUGGCAGCGAUGGCAUUCAGUCGCCCUCACCCACCAGCGGUCUUCAACCCAACCGCAGCAACACCGGUCCUUCCGUGUCUCCGACUGGAUCUGCCGCACCUGUCUCUGGUGGAAGCACUAACGGGCAGUUCCCCAACGUCCAGGCGCCUACCCCCUCUACCAUCUUGAACACGGGUGUGAACAACCCUCUGAUGUUGUAUCUCCAAGCCCAGCAAAACCAGCAGCAGCAACAGGCCGAAGUGAGCAUUCAGCAACAACAACAAUCCCAGCAGCAACAGCAGCAGGGAUACCCUUCGCCUCAGUCAGCUUUCUACAGCGCUGACCUGAACCCGUCGCCUCAACCACACACAUCUCAUGGUGGCCACCAGAGCACCUCCAGCUUCAGCCUCAUCAAUGGAACCUCAAGCCAGUCUGGCGCGACGACCGUCGGUGGCCUUUUGGCUCCAUCAAACCUGAACGCUCGCGCUCAGCAUUCGCGUGCAGUCAGCCUGCCGGUGUUCACCCAAGGACCCUUCAACCAACCUGUGCAAUCAUCGCAGGCCCCUCAACAAAAUUCCUUCGGUAGCUUGAGCUCCGGUAUCGGUGGUUUCGGCAGUGGAAAUGGUGGCUAUGGCCUCGCCAUCCAGGGUGACGGUGGUCUUCCCGGAUGGGCCGAGGAAGAGAUUGGUGCGCAGUAA